AUGGAGCGAACUGCCUCUCAAUCUGUACUUGCGCUUAGACUGCCAGACCCUCGCUUCAGCGUCGACUUUGCGAACUACGCUGUCGAUGCCAAAGCAGUUGCCACUUCCAAAAAGUAUAUGCAGGACUUGUUCCCCGGUCAAAACAAGCCUUUACCGCCGCCAAAAGUCCAGGCACCGCGUCACCCUAUCGGGCGUGCAAAGCGUCCAUGCGAGUUACAGGAACGGCGUAGUCCCAUACCGAUGGCCUCACAGAUACCGGACGACAAGUGGGACGCGCAUACAAUAGAGUGUAUGAUAAUGCUUGACGAAUCUCCUGUCGGCAUGUUAGAUCGAUCUUCGGCUUCGUCGGAUUCAACCACGACCUUAUCUGCCGCAUCCUGCUCUACCAUCACUAUAUCUACCAGUGCCACAAGUAUCCCAGCACGUACACCAGGAGCUAUCAGUGGUCGGCAGAUGUCGACUCGUACUUUUCUUCAACUUCCGUCAACGAUCGUUAACCACAUCCUAUCAUACGUCUUCGCUGAGGAGCGGGCCGUCUCCAUCACACCAUACCAGUCUCGCAUCGUCCCCCAGCAACGUCGCCGUCAUCGUCACGGUCCAAACGCUGUUGACAUACGAUCUUUCAUGAUGCAACCUGCACUGAUGGUUUGUAAGCAGUUUCGUGAGCUGGGAUUGGACAUUUUAUAUCGCGACAGCCUGUUUCUCAUCGAUCUAUCAGAGGUUGGUGGCACCAGUUCUUGUCGCGAGAAGGAAGAUGGCAAGUACUGGGGAUGCUGGACGAGUAAUGCAUCUCCGCGAAUGGUCCGGACAGUACUCACUCGUGCUUCGAAUAUUCGCCUCCAACUUCCAGUUCCUAGUGCAGAAGCUACAAUUGUACGAAGCGCAACAAAGAGAAAGAAGGACGCCCAGGAAGAGACAUCUAUCAUUGUCGAUUCCUUACGCGCGGUUACCAGCUUGAUUACUGGUCUGAACAAGAUUCAAACUUCGCAAACCGAGCUAUCUCGCUCAGCAAGUCCACCAGGCCCGAAGAUCCUGCGCCGCAAGCUCAGCUUUCGAUCCGCAAAGCGUCCUGACUCACUAGAAUUCGUAUGUCGUGGAGAUUCGCCACCGCUACAGCCGCGACAACCCUUGGAUACAUUGGAGGUCGUACUCGUAAAGAGUAUUGCAGAUACUGAAGUAAACAGCCUGACGCUGGACAUGGUAGCCAUAUGUAGCAGCAUCCCUGUAUCUGGAAUCCUUGAAUACCAUCUUGAAAUCGACGGAAUGCGGAGGCUUUGGGCCAAGCGAGAAAAGGGAAAAUGGCUAGGUAGUGAGCCUGAUGGAAACAAACUCCUUUGUGAUUUGAGGGCCUUAGGACAGUCAAGUCCAAAAGUGGAGGUCGCGCAGGUUCAUGAGAAGCGCAAGCAAAUCAGUGAGCAGCCUAGGGUACGUGCGGAUGUGAUUCACAGGGAACGCGCGCUGCCCGUCCAACAAGCGUCUAGCGGCAGGCCCAGCUUAGACGGACUAUCACAACAACGAAAUGUUCCAAAAACGCGACCGUCCAACGAUGGCAUCGUUGCAAGGAAGAUUAAAGAAAUGGAAAGUCUGUCCAAAAUCAAGCUUUUGAAAGGAAACAAGCAGCCGCCAACUGUUGAGGAGCUUCAACAGAUCGCUGCAGACAUUAGGAGGGGUGUUUAUUAG
Molecule: messenger RNA, 1680 nt
Organism: Alternaria atra
Lineage: Eukaryota; Fungi; Ascomycota; Dothideomycetes; Pleosporales; Pleosporaceae
Exons: 2
Coding region: 1-1680 (559 amino acids)
Source: RefSeq, a predicted model, not a curated record